Messenger RNA from Myzus persicae (green peach aphid), 1534 nucleotides. Its product is annotated as KICSTOR complex protein kaptin-like. Gene Ontology annotation, cellular component: KICSTOR complex; lamellipodium; actin cytoskeleton. Gene Ontology annotation, biological process: cellular response to amino acid starvation; actin filament organization; negative regulation of TORC1 signaling. Gene Ontology annotation, molecular function: actin filament binding. The record is from RefSeq and is a predicted model, not a curated record. The coding region runs from base 193 to 1461 and encodes 422 amino acids. The transcript has 9 exons. Lineage: Eukaryota; Metazoa; Arthropoda; Insecta; Hemiptera; Aphididae.
UAUCACUAUUAAAUUAUAUCAGAUGCAUAAUUGUUUACACACGUUCGUCGUUACAGCACCAGCCACAAAUGUACAAUCGCAAGUCACAACGAUUGCCGUCGGACCUGUUUCGCUGUAGACGUGUCGUUUGGACAACAUUUCAUAGAAACGAGUACAAACGAUUGGUGAACGUCUUCAGGAGUAAAGAAAAAAAUGGACGGAUUAGUACAGUCGGUAGUGUACGAGACGUCGUCUCCCGCAAAUAUUUAUUCAGCAACGGUAAUGCGCAUGGUCGACGGUGACCAAAAGAUUGUAAUGGUCGCUUCAAAAAAAGACAUGAUCACUCUGGAGUCGAAGAUAGUAGACAAUAAGGUUGUAACUUCUAUCGUGGAACUCAACUUUUCCAAUAUUCCAAGUAAUGCUGAGAUCAUUUCUAUACACUGCAUAAACAAAUGUAAGGAGUUUGAUGAUUUUGUUUUUGGAAUAACAUAUGCGUUGAUUGUAGAAGACGAAGAGCCUGUAAAGUCUGUAAAGCCUGAAACAUACUUAAACAUAUACUCAGGAUUUCCUGGUUCAUCAUUAGAAGCUAUAAUGGAAAACUGCAUAACACUUAAAUUGGACUUUGUUCCAUUUCAAUUGAACCAUGCCAUUUAUAUGUCAGAAUCGCAAAAAAAUGGCAUGUGGUUGUUAUCAGGAAGUGAUAAAAAAAUACAUGCUUAUAAGAUUGGAGAAAAAGAAAUUCUUGAACAAAAAGUUGAAGAAUAUUUUAUCGAAUUUGAAAAAAAAGAAAAAGAAGAAGAAGAAGAAGAAGAUACAGAAAACUCAAUUGUUCUGUGUUUUGGUACCAAAUCAUUUAACAACUACAAAAAAAGAAUGUCGUUUUAUGGAUGUGAAACAGGAUAUGCAAUGUUCGCAAUAGUAGAUUCAGAAAAAAAUAAGAUACUGCAUCGUUUUUUAGAACGUUAUGAGUCGCCAAUAACAGUCAUGCAAUUGUUUAACAUACAUAAAAAAACUGUUGACAUUGACAAUAUUCUCUCAGGAGUCAAAGAUGAUUUCAUACCAGAUUGUGACACUGUAGAUGAAAAAGAACAAAUCUGUUUACUAGUAGGAAGUGCAGUUGAAAGUGCUGUUGUAUAUAUGAAUGUGUUAAAAAAUGAUUUAAGAAAUGCAAUCACAUUGACCGAUAGUAAUAGACACCAAGCUAUUGUGUGCGCUUUAAUCACAGAUGUAAAUUUUGAUUCUAAGAACGAAAUACUACUUGGGACUUAUGGAAAUUAUAUUUUAAACUAUGUCUACGAAAAUAACAAUUGGGUGGAACAACAACAAUUUGACAUGAGAGACUCAGUAUACACAAUUUGUUAUUUAGAUAUAGCUGGUGAAGGAGUGAAUGAUGUAGUUGUAAUGAGUGAGAGAGGAAUACAUAUUUUAAAACAUGAACCUAGCUACAUAGUUGAAGUACUAAAAAAUCGUUUACAACUAUAGAAAUUUGAAAAAAACUGAAUUUAUUACUUAAAUUGUGAACUUAAAAUGAUAAAUAAAUGUUUAUAUUCAUUAA